Molecule: messenger RNA, 639 nt
Organism: Ipomoea triloba (trilobed morning glory)
Lineage: Eukaryota; Viridiplantae; Streptophyta; Magnoliopsida; Solanales; Convolvulaceae
Product: sporamin B-like
Exons: 1
Coding region: 1-639 (212 amino acids)
Molecular function (GO): endopeptidase inhibitor activity
Source: RefSeq, a predicted model, not a curated record
AUGAAAACCCUCGCACUCCUCUUUUUCACACUUUCCCUCUUUCUCCUCCCCAACCCAACUCAUUCCACGCGCAACCCCAUCCGCCUUCCCACCGCCGAUGUAGCAGCCGCGUCCGGCGCUCCGGUGCUGGACUCCGACGGAGACGAGCUCCGGGCCGGCGGAACAUACUACAUAGUCUCCGUCAUACGGGCCUUCGGAGGUGUGAAACUUGUUCGUUUGGAUUCGGCGACCGGAUGCGCAAGCGACGUGAUCAUAGCCCACGAAUUAGACAAAGGCAACCCCGUUAUGAUCACGCCGGAGGACCCGAACGCCACCGUCGUCUUGCAGUCGACUCACCAGAGCUUACGUUUCUCCAUUCCGACGUUCUUUCUUUGUGUAUUUAACGUAUCUUGGGAGGUUCAGAAAGACCCUAUAUCCGGGGAAGGUUUCGUGAAGGCCGGCGAUGUUGUCUCGUACAAGUUCAUGAUUGAGCAGGACACAUCUCUGAGUCCGACCCUUAACGCUUACAAAAUAACUCACUGUCCUUUCGAUAUAUGCUACAACCUUGGUUUGUACUUCGACGAGUUGGUUGGCGCUAGGCGUUUGGCUCUCAGUGAUUACCCACAUGCUUUUGUGUUUCAGAAAUCUGGUGCUGUGUAA